Molecule: messenger RNA, 3008 nt
Organism: Alosa sapidissima (American shad)
Lineage: Eukaryota; Metazoa; Chordata; Actinopteri; Clupeiformes; Clupeidae
Gene: il11ra
Product: interleukin 11 receptor, alpha
Exons: 12
Coding region: 1558-2778 (406 amino acids)
Biological process (GO): cytokine-mediated signaling pathway
Cellular component (GO): external side of plasma membrane
Molecular function (GO): cytokine receptor activity; protein binding
Source: RefSeq, a predicted model, not a curated record
UUAAUUUAAAAAAGUGCUUCGGAGCACAGGGAAGACUUUCAACUCUGCAUGCCAAGUGCACAUUCUGAAACUCCUGCUUGCCGAGUUGCAGGGCAAAACAAUACAUCAUUGUUUGCUUGUGCCACUAGGCCUUGUUUGAGGUUGCAGGAUUUAACAACCUUCUCAUUUUCCAUCCACACACAAACUUUUCAGGCGCUCUCUCUUUUCUUAAAGUAAAUAUUUGCUGUGCUAAGUCAAACAGGCCAGUGCUUGAUAUCGCUCGCUGCUAAUGAUAACCUUGCAGAGGUGAAUGCAUUGAACCGAAGCAGUCGGUAGUGGCAAGCCCCUGAUAAGUGCUCUGGAUUGGAUCUGCUCUUUCAACAACAACAAGCUGAUUAUUCCAUGAGGAGAAUGGAACACAACAGCAAGAACAACAGCUUAAAAUGGAUUUAGGAUUUGCCAACUCUGGCAGAAUAGUUAGCAUUCCCUAGCAUGAUCCGUGAGGUUUGAGUUAUUUAUGCUCCAGGGAGUGUUUUUACUUUCCCUCUUUCUCAUCCCCCUCUGCUUCACUUACAAGUUUCCUGUGGGCACUCUGAUAAGGUCUAUUUCAAGAGGCUGUGGUGAGAAUAUCUUUCAUGACCAACACCAUUUUGGGCCUUUAGAAUGUCUUUCGUGACCAACACCAUUUUGGACCCCUGUGUCCAACAAGAGAUACGGCCACCACGAGACAAAGGCUGGACCAGGGAGUCUGGGGUGUCCAUCCUCUGGAGUCUGUGUUGGGGCUUGGAGCAGGUCACUUAUAUGGACAACCUGCUGAGUGCUGGAAGCUUGAGGUUACACUGAUGACCUUCUGAUUGUGUAGUCUAUUUUUGGAGUCGGUGUGACCGUGACCUGAAGUGGUGACUCACAGUGCAGCGUUAAGGUUAUGGAGAAACCAGAACGUAGCAGCACUCAAGCAGCCAACAGCCAUGCACAUGCCUACAUGCAGAACUCUCAGAGAAUCCAGAGCAGAGGCUGUGGGGGGAAAAAUGAAAGGAAGAAAGAAAAAAACCCUCCUUGCAAAAGUCAUAAAUUUCACGAAUAAUUUAAUCGCACUCUUAAUAUGGAUCCAAGAUUCUCGCUGCACAUCUGGUAGACAUAUGUGAUGCAGUUAUAGCACUUUUUCUUUCUUCAUUUUCAUUUUUUUUUUCUUUGGAUGGAAAUCUCAGACCCAAGGACUUGCUUGGGGGAGUUGUUCCAUUGUGUCAUGUGCAACCGUGUGUACAGAGGUGAAUUAUAGUCUACAGUUUUGAAAUGGUCCUUGAUGUGUAAACUUGUUAUCUUGAUCUUACAAAGAGGGCAUCAGUCCAGACUUCUUUUUGUUGUAGUUUCUUUCCGUCAUUGCUAAAGAUGUUUGGGGAUUAUGUCUUUAUUUAUUUUUCUCAGUGCUGAAGUGCCAACUUGGUUACACAAGACUGAUUCCGAUUUAACUUGUCAGAAACCCAGGGGAGAAACCCAGCUGUCAUUAGAGAAUGGUGAUGAGCAGAUGUCCCUGAGUGGUCAGCAGCCUUUCAGGUGACUACACAGGUGGUUCCACACAUGCCUGUAUCAGGGUCCUCUCCUGGCCGUCUACUAGUCAUUGGGAUCCUCUCUCUGCUUGUGGUCCACAUCAGCUCUGAGGCAUGGAGCAAUGAAGUUUCAGACGUCCAGUAUGGCCGACUGGGAUCCAGUGUCACUCUGGCAUGCAGAGGUAGCAGGUCCCCUGUGGAGUGGCGUGUGAAUGGGAGCUCAGUGUUGCCCCGGCAGGCUGUCCAGUUGGACUCCUCGCUCUCGUUGCCCAGCGCCCACAUCUCCAUGGAGGGCAACUACAGCUGCCACGACCAGAGCGGCACCCUCAUCCAGGCUGUGCGACUCCGACUAGGCAACCCACCUGGCCCUGUGAACAUCACCUGUCGGCUCCCGAGUCACUUCAAGGUGUUCUGCUCCUGGACGACGUCGGUGGACUCCACACUGCCCACCCAGUACUUCUCCUCGUACAGCUCACGCGAUAAUGGCGUCUUGACGGUGGAGACUUGCAUCCAGGAGGAGCAGGGCAGCUCCAGCUGUGUCAUCGAGCACCCUCCCAUGUGGAGCCACAAGCACCUGCUCAACAUCACCGAGGUCAACCCCCUGGGCUCGCAGCAGACCAUUAUCAGAGUAGACCUUCACCAGCUCAUGAAGCCUGAUCCACCAGAGGCGGUGCGGUCCAUGGAGGUGGAGGGCCACCCCACCAGGCUGCAAGUCCAGUGGAGGAUCCCGGAGUCCUGGACACCGGAGGAUAUCUCGGACGUCGCCUUCCCUCUGGCUUUCCAGUUACGCUACCGGCCUGUCGGCUCCAAGUACUGGUCAAUGCUGUUCACAGAGGAUGACACCAGCCUGACGAUCAUGGAUGCCCUGGCUGGACACCCCCACCACAUCCAGGUGCAGGCCAAGGACGGCAUCAGCCCUGAGAGCCAGUGGAGCGACUGGAGCCAACUGGUCCAGGCUCAGCCCUGGACAGAACCUCUGAUAGCCACAGAGGAGCCUACAGCCAUCCCUGAGUUCUUCAGCCCAGAGCAAAACAACACAGGGGCAGACACAUCCACAGUCAAGGGACCAGACUCUCAGUUGCCGGACGGUGGAGGACUUGGAGUCGUGAUGCUCCUUAGCCUGUUCGCCGGGAUCAUCGGGAUCGUGGCGUUUACGGUCAUCCUCCUGCUGUGGAUGCGACACCAGAAGCGAGGCGGUUUGAGCAAGCAGCAGCUAACCUCCAUGGUGAAGAUGAAGUCCUUGCUAAUCUGAGGUAGCGAGGUUGGCGGAGUCCUUGUUCCUUGUUAGCCCUCAUAGGGCUUCCUCAAAGGGAAUCCUCUCCACUGCUAUACUGCAGUGCUAAUACGGCUCCAGUAUCCCACAAUUCACCUGUCUCCUGUUGGUGCUCACAAGGGUUGGUUCCGAGACGCAGACCCUGGGAACUGUGAAUACAGACCAUGUAGCAUACACACAGACACACACACAGACACACACACACUCAA